Molecule: messenger RNA, 1594 nt
Organism: Linum tenue
Lineage: Eukaryota; Viridiplantae; Streptophyta; Magnoliopsida; Malpighiales; Linaceae
Source: the annotation of a GenBank genome assembly
CAAUUAUCAUUAUUCUGCGCGUCGGCCCUCAGGUUCUGACAAAUUUAUCUUAGAAGCCCUUCGCAUGGCCGGCCUAUCUCCUUAGCCCGGGCCCUCCCCUCUUUUAACCUCAAGUCAGUCCGUCCAGUCCGUCUUCCCCUCUUCAAGCUUCGCGUGACUCCUAAGCUGUAAGAGAGAAAGCACAAAGAGAGCGGCGGGAAGAGUGCGAGAAGUUCCUUCCGCGAAUUCGACAUCCGGAGCUCUCAGCCAUGGAUCCAGACGCCGUCGCGAAGGCAUUCGUGGAUCACUACUACAGCAUGUUCGACAGCAACCGAGCAGGAUUGGCCAGUCUCUACGAGGAUGGCUCGAUGCUGACCUUCGAAGGCCAGAAGAUCCAGGGCUCGCAGAACAUCGUCGCCAAGCUCACCAGCCUUCCUUUCCAGCAGUGCCAGCACAGCAUCACCACCGUCGAUUGCCAGCCUUCUGGUCCCGCCGGCGGCAUGCUCGUCUUCGUCUCUGGUAACCUCCAGCUCGCUGGCGAGCAGCACGCUCUCAAGUUCAGCCAGGUUAUGUUCCAUUUGAUGCCAACACCAACAGGAAGCUUCUAUGUGUUUAAUGACAUUUUCCGGUUGAACUAUGCUUGAAGGACAUCGAUCGAGGAGGAGAGAAAACGUCCUUGUGUGAACCUGAAUCUCCAGGGUUUUUCUUUGAGCAGUUUGCUUCUUUUCUCUUGUGUUCUGGACAUUCCAAAUGGGAAACUCGGAAUUUCGGUUAUUGUUCGAAUCUCCUUCACCGCUUUGUUGUCGAAAGUUGCUCCUUGACACUAGUGUUUAAAUUUAAGAAACGGGUUGGUCGCAGUAUUGGAAUAACUUUGAAACUUUCUUCGACCUGUCUUGCUUGAUAGAUAUACUUCUACCAAGCAAAUGAUGAUAAUGACAAAAUAGACACAGAACGUUGCCCAGUUUUCCCCAACUGCAGAAAAGUAAAGACUACAAAAUGGAUUGAUACAACAAAUACACUGCAAAAAUGUUCUUGCUUCCAAGGCUUGCUGCGACUACUUGUCGCCAGUGAGCCCGAAAUCCACGCAGGGAAGCUCGGGCAUGUUGAUGGUGGAACCAGAAUCCGUCUCCUCAGCAGAUUGCUUCCUCUCUCCAUCCUGCUCGUUUCGAACCCGGCCUGGAAAGAAGCUGCUCAGCAAGGACCUCACUGGAUGGCUUAGUUUGUCCUUCACCGCCAAGGCGAUGGACACCUCGGAGACUUGCCAGCCCACCGUCACCACGAUCAGAGCAGAAAGCAGGCAGUGGGUGAUGAAGUUCUGCCUCUUCACCUUCCUAAUCUCCUUCACUAGCUCCUCAUCUGCAUCUGUUUUCUUGCUGUCCCGACGAUUUCUCGACCUGCCUUCUCCGCCUCGCGGGGACCCGGGUUGCUUCAGCGUCCCUUCUCCUUUCAGCGAUUCCAACUGUCCACGGUAACGCGUAGAAUCACUUUUCUAUUCUCCAUGGCUCUUCAUUCAGAAUCUGUAUGUUACGUUGUAGUAGACGAGGGAUGAUGGAAAAAUGAUUGUUACCUCGGAGAGCAGUCUGGAGAGAAUAGGCCGAUCUUUGUCGUCUAAUGG